Drosophila novamexicana is the source of this 3479-nucleotide messenger RNA. RefSeq lists its product as uncharacterized. The transcript is spliced from 3 exons. The coding region runs from base 176 to 2626 and encodes 816 amino acids. The record is from RefSeq and is a predicted model, not a curated record. NCBI's taxonomy places the organism in Eukaryota, Metazoa, Arthropoda, Insecta, Diptera, Drosophilidae.
UGUGUGCGUGUCUGUCAAAUGUGAAAAUAUUACAAUUUAGAACGGCAUCAAGCAGCUAGCGUAUUGUAAAAAAAAAAAAACAAAAUUGUAGAAAUAGCUGCAAAAGCCGUUAAAAUCAUACCUUGUCGUCACACAUAAUUAGUUAAUCGUUUUAGAGAGCAGUUAGUCGGGCAGUAUGGACCAUAGAUUCAGUGCCUACGGCAUUGGGCAGCGUCGACAGCCCAAUGAUACAUCGUCUUUUGCGCCAAUUCGCAGCGGCGGCGGCGGAGGUGGUGUUGGCGGUAUUGGUGGUGGUUGUGGUCCAUUCGAUGAUAAUUUUCGUAGGUCAAUGAAUAAUAUUGACAACGGUUACAACAAUCAACGGUAUGCAGAUAUUGAUAACAACAAGUUUGGCGGCAUGCAAUCAAACAAUUACGGACGCUCCGGCGGCGACAUUGGCUUCUCUAACUUCAACAAUAACCACAACAACAACAGCAACAACAACCAAAGGUUCGGCAAUGCCGGCCGUGGAGCAGACCAUGUGAGUGCUGCGCCGAUUAAGAGCAACUUUGAUGAUAAAUUUCGUGGACCGUCGCAGCAGACGCAGUCAAAUUUUCUGGGACGCACUUUCGACCAGCGAUUCAAUAUAAGCGGCAACGACAACAAUCGAAAUGCUAGCAAUAACGGUUAUAUGUCCAGUUCCGACAAUUAUCGUGGCCCUCAGCAACAACAACAACAACAACAGCAGCUGCCAACAAACUUGGGCAUGAGUCGCUCUGUUAGCGAUCUUAGCUACAACAACAACAACAGCAAUAGCAGCAACAUUAACAACACUGACAAUCAACGCUUUUACAACAAUGAUCGCAAUAUCGAUACUUAUCGACGUGGCGAUCAUUUCAAUGACAAUUUGCGCGGCCAGGAAUCGAGUAAUUUGGGGCGCAACGGCUCCAAUUUUAAGUUCAACAAUGAACGCACUACUGCGCCUUAUAAUACGGGUAACUUUGGCAACUUUAACGAUCGCGGCAUCAAUGACGACUUCCGACGGCCGCAGUCCAACGAUUUCCCCAUAAACAACAACAACAACAGCAACAAUAAUCAACCAUUCUAUAACAACAAUAGCCAAGCAUCAAUUGGGGCUGGCAACUCGAAUGUGCAGAAUUAUCGCGGCCCAAACAAUGCUAGGCCCGCUGGCGAGGCUUACGCAGUAAUGGAGACGGUUAACGCUCUGAUGAAGAACCAAUCCAACUGGCAAGUGGGCAACAACAACUUUGGCUUCGGCCAGGGCAAACCGAAUGUUGGCGGCAAUCGCAACAGCAAAUGGAAUUUCGACAACAAUAGCGGUCCCAAGCUCAAUGCCAAUCCCAAUCCCAUGCCAGUUGGCAACAGACCGCCGCAGAUGCUCAAUCAGGGCAGACCACCAGCUGCCAGGCAAAUAAUCAACAACAACAGCAACAAGCCACAGCUGCCCCAUGCCGCACGCAGGCCGCCAGUUGUUGUCAACCGGCCGCAAAAUCCGCAACAAAAGCAAAUUAUUAAAAAUCCAUUGAACGCUAGAAAUCAACCAGCUGUGGCCCAGUCUGUGGCACUCAAUGGCGGCAAGCCGAAGCCAGCUCAGCUGCCGGUCAAAAAGAAUCCGAUCGCGGCGCCAGCUCCAAAUACUCAAGCGAAAAACAAAGCCAACAUCAGCAGCAGCAACAACAAACCACAGGAAGUCAAGAAAGAAGCUCCCAAAACUAAUGCUAAAGUUCCCGGUCAGAAACGCGUAGCCGAGGCAGUUCCCGUGCCGCUCACCAAGGCCGACAUCAAGCGUCGCAAGCUUGCGGUGAAGCGCGGCUUUUUGCUGGGCGGCUUCAAGCUGCCGUAUAUCAACAAUCAGAAGGUGGCACUGCCACAGCCGGAGGACAAGUCGUAUGCGAUCAUGUUCUUUGAGCAGGCGCCGAAUUACAGUACAAGCGGUGAGGAGCUGGACGACGAGGCACUGGCGGAGAUGCCCAGUUUCGAGCAGGAGGGCAAGAAUGCGGGUCGCACAUUGGUGAAGCGCAUUCGCAAGCGCUUGCACUAUGAGUGGGCCAUCAAGGAGGAGUCCAAGAAGUACUCAUCCUGGACAGCCUGGUGGACGGAUUACAAGUGGUGCGAGGCGGCCAUUAAGGAGCAGCUGCAGCCAUUUGGCAGCAUCAAUUUGCGCAAUUGCUUUAUACCGGACUUUCCAAGGUUGACAACCGAUCAGGUGGUCGAUGUGAUUGUCAGCCAGGGCCAAUUUGCGCUGGAGAAGAAUUCCGAUAAUUAUUACAAUAACAUGAAGUCCAUAUUUACAUUGAUGAAUGUAACCUUUUUGGAGAACCUCAAGAUGCCGAACACCGAGAAGGUACAGGACAUGAUACGCGGCGUGCCCAACGAUUUCUGGACAUACAAAAUGCGCAGCAUGGUCUUCUUGUGGGCACAGUAUCUAAAAAUCUCAAAGACCUCAUCGCCGGCCACGGAAACCGGCGUCAAGGAGCUGCAGGCCAUAGCCCGCGACUGGAAGAAUCCCGUAUUCCAUUGGAUAGCCAAGCAGGCCAUCGACGAACUCAAGGCUAUCAGCGAGGUGGAGUGGCCGGAGCAUAAACAGAAGUACGCCAGCUUGGAAUCAUCCGCUCCACCAUCUUAAGGCAGCCGGCGCUUGUCCUGUAUGCAUUUUCAUCCCAAAUUUUAUUAGAAAUUGAUAAAUACAUAAAAAAAAGAAACAACAAGAUUGUGUAGAUUGCGAGUAAACAAAUAAAUGCAUACAUCAUAAGAAGGCACGGUUUAUCUUUUGUGGGGCAAUAACAGGAUGAGCCUAGAGUGGAUGUCUCUUCUGGUAAUCCUCCCCAGAACUUAGGUCAGAAGUUUGGAGUCUUACCACGGCAAGACUUGGCUUUACAGAUAGUUGUGGAGAAUUGUUAAGAUUUGAACUAAGUUCGUGUGUCUGGAGGAGAAGACAGUGGAGUGGACUGUGGAUGUCUCUUCUGGUAAUCCUCCCCAGAACUUAGGCCAGAAGUUUGGAGUCUUCCCAAUCCAUCAAGACUUGGCUUUACAGAUAGUUGGGAAGAAUUGUGAAGAUUAGAACUAAGUUCGUGUGUCUGGAGGAGAAGACAGUGGAGUGGACUGUAGAUGUCUCUUCUGGUGAUCCUUUCCAGAACUUGGGCCAGAAGUUUGGAGCCUUUUGGGGGGAGAAUUGUGAAGCUCCAAAUUGUAUUCGUGAAUUUACAACUGAUUAGCUUCAAGAAUGACUUGGCUAUAUCGAAUCACCUUGGACAUGACACAACAAAAGAUAACAACCUUUCGAAGGGUUAGAAAUACUUCAAAUAUCGAUUAUAAAAUAAUUGAGUGCAGCUGCACCUGUUUUACCUUGAAAAUCAGGUAAAACAAACGAACUUAUUCAAAAUGCAGCUGCCGCAAUUUUAUUGCCAGACUUUCAUCUAUGAUUCCAAUCUUGGCUCCAAUUACAAUUUCAAAUUACAAAUUAAUAGGAAAAAAAAAAA